Molecule: messenger RNA, 1155 nt
Organism: Eufriesea mexicana
Lineage: Eukaryota; Metazoa; Arthropoda; Insecta; Hymenoptera; Apidae
Gene: Phyhd1
Product: Phytanoyl-CoA dioxygenase domain containing 1
Exons: 5
Coding region: 234-1082 (282 amino acids)
Source: RefSeq, a predicted model, not a curated record
CGACCCGAUUUGCUCGGACCCGACACGACCCGACUUGACUCUGGACGAUUCGAUGCCGGCCGACUCGACUCGACUCUACACGACUCGACCCGAGUCAGGCGUCGCCACAUCAACCUCCGGGACUCAUCUAGUCAUUUUGUAGAAGCACUCAGUCGCGGACGCGGACGUACAAGCUCGCUCGGUCAACCUAUCCAACCAACCAGUCUGAGACCGGUGGUGACGAACAUAAUAGGAUGAAGGAUAUCCGGUCACAGUUUGAAAAAAAUGGCUUUGUUGUCCUGGAAGACUUCUUUCAACCAGAAGAAAUUGACGAACUCAAAUUUUGCGGCGAAGAAUUCACUAAUAAUUUACCUCCCGAAAGUGAAAGAAAAAUUUUUAAUACAAUAGAAUCACAGCAGAGCAAAGAUAAAUAUUUUCUGGAUAGCGCUAACAAGAUUAGUGUAUUUUUCGAAUCCGAAGCCCUAGACAAUGAUGGGAAGUUAAAAGUUCAUCCUCGAAUAUCCUUAAACAAGAUAGGUCAUGCCCUUCAUUGGCUUCAUCCCACGUUCAAGAAGUAUACUUUCGACGAAAGAGUUAAAGAAACAGUUUUUCAAUUGGAUUAUGAAGAACCGGCUGUUUGUCAAUCAAUGUACAUUUACAAAAAUCCACAUAUCGGAUCAGAAGUGAUCAUGCAUCAAGAUGCAACAUAUUUAUAUACUGAUCCUGUAAAACUAGUUGGUUUUUGGAUUGCUUUAGAAGACGCUACUCAAGAAAAUGGAUGUCUGUGGAUCGCACCAGGUUCUCAUCGAAGCGGUGUUCAUCGACGUUACGUAAGGAAUAAGAAUCCAGAUUCCAAAGAAUUAUUGGUCUACGACAAAGCUGCACCAUGUUAUCAACUUAGUAAUUUUCGGCCAGUACCAGUUAGCAAAGGAACCUGCAUUCUCAUUCAUGGACAAGUAGUACAUUUCUCGUAUCCAAAUAAAAAUAACAAAUCAAGGCAUGCUUACACAUUUCAUGUAAUUGAGACGCAUCAUACCUCCUAUUCGAAAGAAAACUGGUUACAGCCACCUUCAGAGGGAUUUCCAAAGUUAUACAGAAAUUAAAUUUACAAAGAUAACGCCCAAUUAUCAGAAUAUUGACAAAUUGUUCCAUUGAAGAUUAAAUUGCUUUAUUGGA